Messenger RNA from Puntigrus tetrazona (Sumatra barb), 2868 nucleotides. RefSeq names its product sorting nexin 9a (gene snx9a). The transcript has 18 exons. NCBI's taxonomy places the organism in Eukaryota, Metazoa, Chordata, Actinopteri, Cypriniformes, Cyprinidae. Gene Ontology annotation, molecular function: protein binding; phosphatidylinositol binding. The record is from RefSeq and is a predicted model, not a curated record. Gene Ontology annotation, biological process: mitotic cell cycle; endosomal transport; endocytosis. The coding region runs from base 322 to 1998 and encodes 558 amino acids. Gene Ontology annotation, cellular component: cytoplasmic vesicle; plasma membrane.
GCGGUGUGCGAGAGUUGGAGGAAGAGCCGCUCUGACAGCUCGACAAGUCACUCGUUUCGAGGCCGAUGUGCUGAAGUUUUUUUCCGUGUGUGAGUUAGGGAAAGAGGACGAAACGUCUACGUUUCCACCGGCGUGCGGCUCAGAUAACUGGAUUUGAUCGAGCUAUGUUUUGCUAAUCGAGAGCGCUCGUUGCUGCACAACACAAAAACAAACGCCUAAUUUUCGCUCCAUUUAGGGACGGAAAGCUUUGUUUUUACCGCGUCCUGUUUAUUUUAGCAGCUCGUAUCGCAUGUUAAUGGUGAUUAAAUUAUUGAUACCACGAUGGCAGUGAAGGCUCAGGUAUUAUAUGACUUCGCUGCUGAGCCUGGCAACAAUGAGCUGUCUGUUCAAGAAGGAGAAAUACUCACGGUCACUAACCAGAAUGUAGGCGGUGGCUGGGUAGAGGCUCGGAAUUCCAGAGGAAAUGUAGGCCUGGUGCCUGUGGACUAUAUUGAGAUCAACCCUGGUUCCACGCAAGCAUCGGCGACACAGCAUAUCGAUGCUCAGCCUCACGGUUACAGCAGCAGUUCAGCAAACACUCAGGGGGUUAACGGGAAUGAGGCUUGGACUGCCACGACAUGGUCCAACAACAACCCUGCGGACAACUGGAACUAUGCUGAACAGGAACCAGCAGGAAAUAACGGUUCUGUGUAUUCCUUUGAUGAGGAAUGGGACGACGAUUCCGAUGAUGGAAAGUCAACAGUCAGUUAUGGAGGUUCACAGAUGGAAGAGGGCGGAACCAUGCAGCGGGGCGGGGCUCACUCUACUAUGAAAAUAUCCCUCAACAAGUUUCCAGGGUUUUCUAAGACCCCAAAUCCAGAGGUGUAUCUGCUCACCAAGAACACAGUUAAAGGAAAUGACAAACUGUCCAUUUAUGCGGGCGAGGUGGGUCCAGUGUGGUUGUAUCCACAAACUCAGUUAGACUGUGUAGUGGCUGAUCCCAAAAAGGGGUCAAAAAUGUACGGCCUGAAGAGCUACAUCGAAUACCAGAUCACACCUAAUACUACAAACAGACCUGUCAAUCACAGAUACAAACACUUUGACUGGUUAUAUGAGAGGCUUGUGGAGAAGUUUGCCUGUGCUCUGCCAAUCCCAUGUCUACCUGACAAACAAGUUACAGGCCGAUUUGAAGAGGAAUUUAUCAAAAUGCGCAUGGAACGCCUGCAGGGCUGGAUGUCCCGCAUGUGCCGGCAUCCGGUGAUCUCAAACAGUGAAGUUUUCCAGCUCUUCCUUAACUACAGAGAUGAGAAGGAGUGGAAACUAGGGAAGCGGAAAGCAGAGAAAGAUGAAACGGUGGGAGUGAAAAUCUUCUCCACCAUAGAUCCAGAGCUCCCAGAGAUGGAUCCUGCUCAAGUAGAGCAGAAGUAUGAACUGUACAGCCAGUUUACUAGAUCUAUGGACAACAGUGUUAAAGAACUACUGGCUGUUGGGCAUCUUCACUGGAAGAGAUGUACAGGCCCUUUACAAAAGGAGUAUCGGCAGAUCGGAAAAGCCUUUCAGAACCUAUCGUCGGUUUUCAACACUAGUGCAUACCCAAGGGAAUCAACUCUGACGGAAGCAUUGACUGCGACAGGAAAAACGUAUGAGGACAUAGCAGAACUCGUUGCAGGACAGCCAAAAAAAGAUCUACACUUCCUAUUGGAGACAAACAACGAAUACAAGGGACUACUGGGCUGCUUCCCUGACACAAUAGCAGUUCAUAAGGCUGCCAUUGACAAAGUAAAAGAAGCUGAUCAUCUGGUGACGAUGAAUAAGAUUAGCCAACAAGACAAACACAUCAUGGAAAAGAACCUCAGCACCAUGUCUUAUGCAUUGCAAGCGGAGAUGAACCACUUCCAUAGCAACCGUAUCUAUGACUACAACAGACUCAUGCAGUUCUACCUGGAGGAACAGGUGAAAUUCUAUGAAACGAUUGCUGAAAAGCUGAAGAAAGCGCUUGGUCAGUAUACCACCAUAUGAGGGCUCGCUCUAAACUGUGGAACAUCAAAAAAGGAUGCUGCUUUUGCUUUUGCUUUUUUUUUUUUUUUUUUUUUUUUUUAUGCUAAUUUACAAUUAACCGUCUUGUUUCCACAAAAUUCUGUAUUGUUGCAUUGCAUCAUAUAUAAAAUAUAGGUUAUAAGGGAACAAUGUUAGACGUGCGGAUCAUCAUUCACCAAAUAUUUUGUUCACAAAAACAACAAAUCUUAACUGUUACGCUAAGCUAAUGUAACACUCCCCGAUGUUGAAAGAACUGUUCGUGUUAAAAUGAAAAUUUGUUAAGAAUUUGCUUGCUCUCAUGCCAUCCAAGAUUAGAGAGAGUUUGGAACCGAGUUGGAGAAAUUUAGCUUUACUUUAUAUCACUUUUACUUUUAAAAGAUGGAGUGGAUUAUUGUUUUUAACCAGUUGUUUGGACUCUUAUUCUGACGGCACCCAUUCACUGCAGUAAACAAGUGAUACAAGGCUAAAUUUCUCCAAAUCUGUUUCAAUAAAGAAACAAACCUGACGGUGAGUAAAUUUAAAGCAAAUUUCCAAUUAUGAGUGAACUAUUCAUUUUAAUUCUCUCUGUGUAAAUCGAGGUCUCUCAGGGACGAGUUUACUUAGACUGGGCCUUCUAAACCAAGUUUUGGUUUAUUAACGUCUUAAACUGCCUGACAUGUUUUUAUUUUCUCGUAGUACAGUAUGUGAAAUUAAAUAUGUCAGAUAUUUAGAAGCGGUAUGUAUUGAAUAAAAGCAAAAAGGACAUUGUUCUAUGCAAUACAAAGCCGAAAAUGCCUCUUCUCCACACUUUGUGUAUAAAAUGUGUUUUUAACUAGUCCUCCAGUGUGUAAUAAAUCUGUCUUUAUAACUUUU